AUUCGAGUGUCUCAAGGUUUUCUACAUGAGUAUCGGGAUGGAAUUUCCAUUAUAGUGUUCUUCGUCAAUGAUUGAAUUGUUGAGGUAGAUCAGUUUUGUUUGUGAGUGUCGUUUUGUUGAAGAUACGCCAGCAUUGUUCAGGCGCGUCCAUAGGUUUUUUCUAGAGGGGGGGUACUUACAAAGUGGAGAAAUUGGGAUCAUAAAUUUGGGUUGGCUAGUAAUACACCGUCGAAAUACAUUUUUGGGCUAGGUACCAGUAAAAAUGUACACAGCCAGAGUUUGAGCUGGUUGUGGUAAACUGUUGAGUCUUCUACUGAUCAUGACCCACGCAUUUGAAUAGGGGAAAAAUCUUAAGACCGUGGUGGCCAUGGCAACAAAUUAGUUCCGGCAUGCUCAAAGUAGUCUAACGAUCCCCUUGCCUCAUAUGAUUGGGAAUUAUCCUGUAGGAAAGUUGCGUUUUGGUGUCCUAAGAUAUGGAAUCAAAUAUGGCUCCACUAUUUUUUGUAUGUAACGCUGCGUGGUCAUGCUACCUCUGAUGAACACUAAAAGUGAUCUAGAGCCGUAGGCAAUGGCACCCCACAUCAGAAUCCCAACAGUACGAUGAACAUGCCACUCAACAUGAAAUUGGGUAUCACAGUGUUCACCACGUGGUCUAGGGUUAAAGGUAACACCAAAAACAGAUCACUUGGUCAUCCGCACCAAUCGCAGAGUACCCCGUUUGGGGGUGAUGUUAGUAGGCUGGGGAGGAAACAAUGGUUCGACCUUCACAGCUGCUUUGAUUGCCAACAAGCUUGGCCUUUCCUGGCCCACCAGAAAUGGAACACAAAGCGCAAAUUGGUAUGGUUCCGUAACAAAAUCAGGCACAGUGAAUUUAGGCACGAAUGUGAACGUGCCAUUGGGUAACCUGUUGCCUUCAGUUGAUCCAAACGAUAUAGUUGUGGAUGGCUGGGAUAUAAGUGGUAAAGAUCUGAUAGAAUCGAUGGAGAGGGCAAGAGUUCUGGAACCUAGCCUAAUGGAGAUGUUGAAACCGCAUAUGAAGAAGUAUAAACCGAGGGCUUCCGUAUAUGUACCUGAUUUCAUUGCUGCCAACCAGUCUUCAAGAGCCGACAACAUCAUAGAAGGCAGCAAGAAGAAACAAAUAAAUCAGAUAUGCAGAGACAUAGAUUCGUUUCGAUCCAAGGAGCGUCUGGAGAGGGUUAUUGUCCUCUGGACUGCGAACACAGAGCGCUUCUGCGACAUAAUAGCAGGAGUGAACGACACCGCCGAUAACCUGAGGGAGGCCAUAGAAGAGAACCACGAAGAAGUAUCACCCUCCACCAUGUUCGCUUACGCUGCCAUCAGCAUGGGAUGUCCCUACAUCAACGGAUCCCCGCAGAACACUUUCGUUCCGGGCCUGAUCGAAUUUGCAGAAAAAAAGGGUGUUUUCAUUGCCGGCGACGAUUUUAAAUCCGGCCAGACCAAAUUUAAGAGCGUCAUCGUCGACUUCUUGGUCUCUGCCGGGAUCAAGCCUGUCAGCAUUGUAAGUUAUAACCAUCUAGGGAACAAUGAUGGCAAAAAUCUGUCAGCACCUGCUCAAUUCCGUUCGAAGGAGAUUUCGAAGAGUAACGUUGUGGACGAUAUGGUGAAGUCCAAUGAUGUUUUGUAUCAGCCUGGGGAGAAACCUGAUCACGUGGUUGUCAUCAAAUACGUUCCCUAUGUUGGUGACUCCAAACGUGCAAUGGACGAAUACGUCUCAGAGAUCAUGAUGGGUGGUCUGAACACCCUCGCGGUCCACAACACAUGUGAAGACUCCCUUCUGGCAACUCCAUUGAUACUUGAUCUGGUCAUAUUGACCGAGCUCUGUACAAGAAUCAAAAUAAAGAAAUCAGACCAGACAGAUCAAGAGUUCACUGGUUUCCAUUCAGUUCUUUCGAUAUUGAGCUAUCUGUGCAAAGCGCCAUUGGUACCUAAUGGUACUCCUGUUGUGAAUGCCCUCUUCAGGCAGAGAGCUUGCAUAGAGAACAUCAUGAGGGCUUGUUUGGGAUUGCCACCAGACAACAACAUGUUGUUGGAGUAUAAGCUUCCAAUAUUGAUGGAAGAAGUUGUUAAGGAACCGCCCACUAAGAAGUUGAAUUAUGAACUUGGAGAUAAUUAUUAAUCUUGGGUUAUUUCUUCUGCUAUUGGAUGUCGUUUCAUUAUAUAGCGUAGGAAUACAUAUUUUGUAACAUGUUAUGUAUUAUGUUAUUGGUGGAGGAUAAGUUUUUUAUUUUUAACGUCAGAAUAUUUUAGAGUAAAACUGAGAAAACUGUAGCAUAUCAAACUCAAUAUGCAUUUCAUUGAAACAACUGAAAAUACGGUAAUAACAAUUUCGAAAUUUAAAGUUUUUUUUUUAUUUUCAUUGAUCUGAUAUGCAACAUUUACUUAUUUGUUGAAAAUUUAAAAAGUAAAACUGACCAAAUUGUUUCAAGAUCAAUAAAUGAACAUACUUAACAA
Harmonia axyridis is the source of this 2472-nucleotide messenger RNA. Its product is annotated as inositol-3-phosphate synthase 1-A-like. Gene Ontology annotation, cellular component: cytoplasm. The transcript has 7 exons. Gene Ontology annotation, molecular function: inositol-3-phosphate synthase activity. NCBI's taxonomy places the organism in Eukaryota, Metazoa, Arthropoda, Insecta, Coleoptera, Coccinellidae. Gene Ontology annotation, biological process: phospholipid biosynthetic process; inositol biosynthetic process. Bases 728 to 2137 code for a protein of 469 amino acids. The record is from RefSeq and is a predicted model, not a curated record.